Molecule: messenger RNA, 4736 nt
Organism: Aphidius gifuensis
Lineage: Eukaryota; Metazoa; Arthropoda; Insecta; Hymenoptera; Braconidae
Product: myosin-G heavy chain-like
Exons: 5
Coding region: 1-4131 (1376 amino acids)
Source: RefSeq, a predicted model, not a curated record
AUGUCACAUGACGUAUCAAAAUUAUUAAAACCACUUGAAGAACGUCAUUUAAAGCAAUUUAGUUUAACAUGGGAAUUUUUUAAUAAAAAAUUAUAUCAAAAUUAUAUUUAUUUUUAUGAGCCAACAAUUAGAAAUAUAUUACCAUCAGUUGUUUGUCAAUUAAGAAAACCACGUAAAGGUAAAGGUUAUCAAAUACUUCUUGAACGUUAUCUUGGUUUCGUUGAUGAAAUGAUGAGAAUUGCGGGUUUAUGGCCAGAAAAAGAAGUGCUAAUUGAUCAAUAUAGUGCUGAAAAAGUAGCUCAAAUAAUGAAAUCAGAUGUUAUUCAUACAAUUAAUUGGAAAUUAAAUACAACUGAUGAAAUAAUAUUAAUGGAUUUUAAAAAAAAAUCUCAUAUACCUGGUUUUGGUAUUACAAAAAAAAAUGUUAAUGAAUGUUUUAAAAAACCAAAGCUACAAUUUAAAAUUGCUAAAAAAAGUUUAAAUAUACAAAAUAUACGUUCUAUGUUGGAUGUGUGGGUUAAAAGAAUGUAUCAAAUAAUGGCAUGUGGUACAUUUGGUAUUGAUGGUCUUGAUUUACAAUCACAUUUGGAUUUAGAUUAUUCACAAAGUACUGAUGAAAUUAUUGAAAAACUUAAAAAUAGUUUAUCAUGUUUUUAUUUUAGUUAUCAAGUUGCAUCAUGGCUUGUAUUAAGUCGUCCAACUGAUAAUACAAAUGAUUCAGAUAUACAAUGUUCAAAGUGUACCGAAUUAUCAUGGGUAUCCCAUUUAGUUGUUGGUGGUAGAAAUGAUUUUGGUGAAUGUUCACAUCCAAUAUUAUCACAAAAAUCAAAUUCUACAACAACAACAACAGUAUCAACAUCAACAUCAUCAUCACCAAUUAUUGAUGAAUGUAGAAAAUUAAUUGAAGAAACAAAUAAAAAAGAUUGUCAAUGUAUACAAUUUCAUUUAGGUGAAUGGCAAGGUACAACAUAUCGUGGUUUAUUACCAUUUCCACCAUGUUUAUGUACACUUGAUGUACGAUAUUUACCAGCAUCUGUAUGUCCAUGUUUACGUGAAAAACGUGAUUUUAUGACACGUAAAAAAUCAAAAGUUGAAUCAUUAACAGAUACUAAAAAAAAUUUAUGUUCUGUUGGAAUUAAUAAAAAUGAUAAAAUUAAAAAUAUAAAAAAUAAUAUUAAUAAUAAAAAAAAUACAAAUACAAUAUCAUCAUCUUCAUCGGCUUCAUCAUCAGUAUCAUCUUCAUCUUCAUCAUCUCCAUCACCACAAGUACAGAUGAAAAAUUCAACAACACAAACACCAAAUAUAACGAUUGAUAAUCAAAGCAAUCCAAAUAUUAUUUGUCAUGGAGGCAAAUGUAUAUCACAUGGUAAUAAUAAUACAACAAUAAUAAAUGAUAAUAAACAUAUGAAUAAUCAUCGUUUAUAUAAUCAUUCAUGUCAUAAAUCAACAAGUAUUGAAUUAUCAAUUAAAAAAAUUUCAACAAAUGAUUUAUCACAUAAUGAUAAUAAUAAUAACUCUGGUGAACUAUCUGAUUCUGGUAGUUCACAUGAUGAUUCAUGCUCAACAAGUAGCUCAACAGCACGUGAUAAUUCAAAGCAUUGUGAUUGUUGUUAUUGUGAAGUAUUUGGACAUGGUGUACAGCCAGCUGCACAAGUUAGUCGUAAUUAUCAUGAAAUGAGAGAAAGAUUACGUCAAUUAUUAACUAAAAAGAAAGCUAAAUGUAAAUCAGCAACAAAAGAUAAUUCAUCAUCAUUAUCAAUGAAUUUAGACACACAAUUAUUAAAUAAAAUACAACAACAAAACUUUACUGCAACAGAUUCACAUGGUAGACCAAUUGCACCAAUUUUAAAAUUAACAAAUAAUGGUAAUUCGAAAUACAAUCAAAAUGAUAAAAGGGAUUUAGAUUCACUUGUUAAAUUUAUUGAAGGUCCAAAUAAUAAUGAUAAACAUAUUAAAGAUAUUAAAAAUGGAAAAAAAAAAAAAGCAAGACAAAAACAAAAAAAAGCUGAUGAGUUAUUAAAAAAAGAACAAGAUGAAUUAGAAAAACAAAAAUUAAUUGAAAUGCAAAAAAAAACACCAGAAGUUACAAUAACUGUUGUUGAUUCAUGUAAAUCAUUAUCACAAAAAAAUAUAAAUAAUAAAAAUUUACCAAAAGUAUCAAUAAUACCAACAGUACCAGUUGAAACAUCAUCAACAAAAUCUACAGCUGUUAGUAACAAUAAAGAAACAACAAAAAAUAAACAAAAUGAAUUAAAAAAUAAUAAAAAUACAACAGAUAAUAAGGUCAAUGGUAAUUCUAAAAAAUUAAAAAAAAAAGGUACUAUUGAUAAUAAGAUAAUUGAAGAAGUUAAAGAUAAAAAAAAAAGUAAGAAGAUGAUAAAACAAGAAAUAGAAAAAUUGUCACCGACAAUAGUUGAGCCACCAUCACAACAAGAACCAGAGAAAUCAUUGCCUGAAGUACCAUUAACUAAAAAAGAAAGACAAAAAUUAAAACGUCAAUUGAAAAAAAAUGAUGAAAAAGAAAAUAUUAAAGAUGAUAAUAUAAAACAACAAGAACAACAGCAACCACAACCACAACCACAAAUAGUUACAAUUAAAAGAGUUAUGGAAUCAAAUCUUGCCGAGCCAACAGUUACAAUAACACUCAAGGGACAAACACCAGCACAAGAUAAAGUAUUAUUUACAUUAAUUAAUGGACAAACAAAAGAACCAUCUAAAAAUAAUGAACAGCAAACAACUGGUAAAAAGAAAAAGAAAAAUAAAAUUGAUAAUACAGAUAAUACAAAACAACAAGAUGAUACUAAAAAAAUAUCAAUGACAAAAAAUCAAAAUUUAUUACAAUUAUCAAAACAAAAAAAAAUUAAUGAUACAAAAUUGCCAGUUGAUAAUUCAUCAUUGAAUAAUAAUAAUAAUAAUAAUAAUAAUAAUAAUAAUAGUGUAAACAAAACAAAUGAUGGUAAAUCAAAGAUUAACAUUGAAAGUUUAAAAUUACCACCAGGUAUAACAAUUACAAAAGUUGAUACACCAGCAAAGCCAUUACCAAUUAAAUCACAAUCAAUUAAAAAUCAACAAGCACCACAAAAACAAACAACAAUAAUUGCUGCACCAAUGUCUGGUGUACAAUCAAAUUAUUCUGGUUCACAAUCUGGUGGUAAUGUUAUUGUCGUUGAUACUGGAAAAUUAAAACAAGAUUUGAUACCUAAAAAUAUUGAUAAAGGAAAUACAAAAGAUAAUAAUCAGCAAGCAAGUAAAAAGAAGAAGAAAAAAAAGAAUAGCCCAAAUCAGUUGCCACAAAAAACUACAGAUAAUUUUGAAAAUGAUGAUAAUGCUAAAAUACUUCAUAAUCCAACAACAAAUAUGGUUACAAUACGCAAUCCAGCAUUUGGACCUGCACCUCCUAAAAUGGAACCAACACAACAGGCAGCAAUAAUAAAAGUUGCUGAAAAUGGUAUGGUUACAAUACGAAGUCCAGCUUUACAACAAGCAAUGAAUGCUGGUUUAUCACCAUCACCAAAACCAGAUUUUAUUGUAAAAGGUGAUAUAUCAACUUCAACAACAUCACAAACAUCAAUAAAUACAAUAAAUAAUAUUAGCAAUACAAAUGGCAUGAUAACAUCAAGUCUUGCUGAAUUACGUAGUCGUUUAACACCAGAUUGUACUGGUAUAACUGGACUUGCAAAUAUACAAAUAAGUAAAUUAGCAAAUGGUCAAGCAAUACCUGAAAAUGGUAUUAAUUUGAAAGGUACAAGUGUUACAUUAACUAAAGUUAAAAAUCCAGAUAGUUGUUUUAAAAAUGAUGAUGUUUCAACAACUGCUAUUUCAACAAUACCAACAGCAACAAGUGGAAAAGGAAAAAAAAAGAAAAAACGUGGAAAUGGUACGAGUAGUGGUGAUGAUUGGAAUCUUGUUGAGAGCGUAUUCACGCCAAAAGAUAUAGACCUCGAGGAUGGUGAAAUGGAUGAUGCUGAACGUGAAUUAGAAGCCUUCAAACGUUUUUGUCUUCAAUCAGUACCACCACCACGAAAAAAAAAAGUCAAUUUAAACAUCAAGGACAUUGUACUAAAGAAAAAAUCAUCUUCUUCUUCAUCUUCAUCAACAACUUCUACUACUGCUGUUAUUGCAGCAAAUUAAAAUUAUUUUUUUAUUAUUAUUAAUAAUUAUUAUCGUUAUUAUUUUACUUUUAUUUUUUCGUAAAAUUACAUUGCGUUAAAAAAAACAAACAACAACAACAACUUACUAAAUGAUUGAGUAAGAAAAAAAAUAUAUAAAUAUAUUUUUUUCAAUUCUUUUAAAUAUUUGUCUAAAAUUGCUGUAAAUUUUAAAUAAAUAAUGAAGAACCGUGAAUAAUAAAAGUAUAAUAUAGAAAGAAAAAAAAAUGUAAAAAUGAAAUAUUUUUAAUAUUUCAUAUGUGUUUUUCGAGAGAGAUGAAGACAAGCUCAUUGUGCUCACCGUGAUUUGUUGAUCAUGAUACAUUUUGUACGACGAGCUUUAGCUUUUUAUUAAUAAUUAUUAAAAUAUAAAAAAACAAUUUGUAUGUAUGUAUGUAUCUAUAGAUUAAUAAGAAGUUUAUUUGGCUUUUUUUUUAAUUAAAAAAAAAAAAGUAUUGAAUGUUUUUUUGUGAAAAAUACGAAAAAGAUUUUCAUCAAUUAGAAUUAAACAAUCAAUACAAAUAAAUGAUAAAAGGGCUUAUUGUUGUUGUCAGAUAAUAUCUGUGAAUAAUUUUGCAAUUUUUUUUU